GUCAUUAUUUUAUUGUUUUUUUCUGAUACUAACGGAUAUUAAGCGAUCAUGCAUUACUUGUGUAUGAUCACUUUGCUGAUUUCUUCAGCAACGGCAUUUACAAAUAAUUUAAACCACCUGUUGCUAAAUUUAGACCUACCUCAGACGAAUAUGACUUCAGCCGAUGAGAAAUGGAUUGAACAACCGCUAGAUCACUUCGAUCCAAAAGAAAAAAGAACACUCAAAAUGAGGUACUUCGAGAAUCUACAAUUCUGGCAGCCGAAUGCACCAAUCAUCGUGUUCAUUGGCGGCGAAGGGAAAGUAGAUCCGAUGUGGAUAGGAGACUAUGACGUCUUUUUGACAGUUAAAAUGGCGAAAGAAACGCAUGGUGCUCUGUUUGCAACAGAACAUAGAUAUUACGGUAAGAGUUUGCCAGAUAUUCCGAAAGAUAAUACAAUUGAAUACUAUAAGUUUCUGAGCUCCCAUCAAGCGCUGGAAGAUUUGGCAAGUUUAAUUAAAAUGCUGAAAUCGAACUCUAAGUACAAGUCAUCAAAGGUGGUGGUGGUGGGUGGAUCGUAUGCGGGAAAUCUUGCGGUUUGGAUGAAGAAACUGUAUCCUGAGCUGGUGGACGCAGCCCUCUCCAGCAGUGCUCCUGUCCUAGCCAAAAAAGACUUUAAAGAAUACUUUGACACUGUUCGUUACACGUUCGGUAAAUAUGGGAAUUAUGGCUGCCUGGAUAAAAUAAAAAAGAACUUUAAAGUUGAUGAAGAUUUAUUGAAAACUCCAGAAGGAAGAGAAGAACUGAAGAAAAAAUAUAAUAUAUGCCCAGAAGUGGAUAUGGCGGUAUUAGAAAAUCAACAAUUGUUCUUUUCGUGGUUUGAGUACUUAGAUUUGAAGGUAAAUUCGCAAUAUGGUUUGCCUUAUAUUGUUAAGGGCUGGUGCAGACAAAAGAGACAUAAACAGCGUGAAGUCAAACCUAUUUGGCGGAAUGGUUGUAAUGACGUUGACUUUAAACAUUAUGAUUGGACUCAAGGACCGUACGCUGCAUGGAUAUAUCAAACUUGCACAGAAUUCGGCUAUGAGCAAACUACAUCGUCAGAGAAACAACCUUUUGUACACUGGAAUCCACUAGAGUUUUUGCUAAAGUCCUGUAAAGGUUUUGUUAAAGGAGAUAUUGAAAAGACAAUAGACGAAGGGGUAGCCAGGACAAACAAAAGAUACGGAGGGUUGACGCCAAAUGUAACCAAGGUAGUGUUCACUCAUGGUGAUAUGGAUCCUUGGCACACUCUUGGAGUGCUUCAAGACUUGGGGCCUGACGCGCCGGUCAUAAUGACUAACGGGACCUCACAUUGCGGGGUCCUGGUAAUGUUGCCUGGUGAACCAGUAGAAAUGAAAAAAAAUCGAAAACACGUGAUAGAGCUUAUCAUGAAAUGGAUUUCCCAAUAAUCUGAGAUUCUCAUUAAAGUUGUAACUGCGCAUUGAUAA
Molecule: messenger RNA, 1464 nt
Organism: Cydia pomonella (codling moth)
Lineage: Eukaryota; Metazoa; Arthropoda; Insecta; Lepidoptera; Tortricidae
Product: putative serine protease K12H4.7
Exons: 1
Coding region: 49-1425 (458 amino acids)
Biological process (GO): proteolysis
Molecular function (GO): dipeptidyl-peptidase activity; serine-type exopeptidase activity
Source: RefSeq, a predicted model, not a curated record